This is a messenger RNA of Tribolium castaneum (red flour beetle), 466 nucleotides long. RefSeq lists its product as uncharacterized. NCBI's taxonomy places the organism in Eukaryota, Metazoa, Arthropoda, Insecta, Coleoptera, Tenebrionidae. The transcript is spliced from 3 exons. The coding region runs from base 108 to 437 and encodes 109 amino acids. The record is from RefSeq and is a predicted model, not a curated record.
GUUAUCGAAACGUCUAGCACAAUGAACGAAAUUCAUUUGUGAUUUUGCUCUCGCUAGUGUUGCUCUCGCAAUUUUCGCUGAAAAUACGGUCUUUACCAGAAAUCUGCAUGACGCGCGUUUUGUUCGAACGCAACCAGAAUAAAAAAUCCUUCAAGGUUUGGCAAAAAAUGUCCGUUGUCCCCCAAGGGGUUUUCGCCGCACGUAAGAUACGCCAAAAUGAAAGAAAUCUUAAGAAUUAUAAUCACGAUUCUUAUCUAACCCCGACUAAGUACAGCAGUAAAUACAUGAACAGCAUCUGGGGGAUGUACAACCGGUAUUCGGUUCACAAUCUCAAGAAAAACAUGGACUUUUUCGCUUUCGGGGGCCAAAAGGAACAGUCGGUUGAAGCGCAUUCAACCGACUUGAAAACCCUUUUGGCAAAGCCCGACGUGAUGUAAUUGUUGUCUCAAUAAACUGUUGCAUUAUA